AGUGUCAAAUUUGCUGUCUCAACUUCCUUUGCUCGCGUGUGUUCUUUCCCUUUACAUCAAUAUGGCUGAUCAGCAAACCGAACGUGCUUAUCGCAAACAGUUUUCGGUUCCCGUGGUCCGGCGUAAACCAAACAUAAAGAAGAAGCCACGCUUCUAUCGCAGUAUUGGAUUGGGCUUCCGUACCCCGACUGAGCAAACCGAGAAAGCCUUCCAAAAACAGUUCGGCAUUAACCUAAACAGAAAGGUUAAGCCUGGUGUUGUCAAAAAGAAGGUCUUGCGCCGCCACCGUGACAUCGGUUUGGGUUUUAAAACUCCCCGUGAGGCCAUUGAUGGUAACUACAUUGACAAGAAAUGCCCUUUCACUGGUAAUGUAAGGAUCCGUGGUCGCAUCUUAACCGGUGCCGUACGUAAGACUAAAAUGCAGCGUACCAUUGUUAUCCGCCGUGAUUAUUUGCACUUUGUGCGCAAAUACAGCCGUUUUGAGAAACGUCACAGAAACAUGAGCGUUCAUUGUUCCCCCUGCUUCAGAGAUGUUGAAAUCGGCGAUAUUGUUACCAUUGGAGAAUGCCGUCCCUUGUCUAAAACUGUUCGCUUCAACGUAUUGAAAGUCAGCAAGGGUCAAGGUUCGAAGAAAAACUUCAAAAAGUUUUAAAUUUUUCUAAAGAAGAUGCUGGUUAUAACCAAACUAGUUUGAUGUUCAAACUAAAUUUUGAUUUUACACAAGAAAACAAAUAAAACUCGGAAAAUCUACAAA
Stomoxys calcitrans (stable fly) is the source of this 754-nucleotide messenger RNA. Its product is annotated as small ribosomal subunit protein uS17. Lineage: Eukaryota; Metazoa; Arthropoda; Insecta; Diptera; Muscidae. Gene Ontology annotation, cellular component: cytosolic small ribosomal subunit; ribosome. Gene Ontology annotation, biological process: translation. Bases 62 to 652 code for a protein of 196 amino acids. The transcript has 5 exons. Gene Ontology annotation, molecular function: structural constituent of ribosome. The record is from RefSeq and is a predicted model, not a curated record.